AUGUCGGAAAAGAGACGAGCAUCGGCGACGCAGCCCGGCAGCCAGCUGGUGAAGCGGCCGAACCUGGGCGGCAGCUCUGGCGGGCCGGGCAGCACUGCACUGAUCCAGGCACAGCCCCGCACGAGCGGGCUGCAGGCGCCCGUGAUGCAGCUGACGGGCCACGGCGACGAGGUGUUUUGUGCCAAGUUCGACCCGGCGGGCCACCUGCUGGCGUCGGGGUCCAUGGACCGGUCGAUUCUGCUGUGGCGCACGUACGGCGACUGCGAAAACUACGGCGUGCUGACGGGCCACCGCAGCGCCGUGCUGGACCUGCAGUGGUCGCGCGACGCAGACAUAUUGUUUUCGGCGUCGGCCGACACGCACCUGGCGAGCUGGGACCUGACGACGGGCGCGCGCAUCCGGCGGUACGUGGGCCACGAGGAGGCGGUGAACGCGCUGGACAUUAGCAAGCGCGGCGAGGAGAUCCUGUACAGCGGCAGCGACGACGGGUCGCUGGGCAUCUGGGACCCGCGCACCAAGAACGCGGCCGACUACAUCCAGACGGACUUCCCGAUCACCGCGGUGGCGAUUGCCGAGGCGGGCCACGAGCUGUACGCAGGCGGCAUCGACAACGACAUCAAGGUGUGGGACGUGCGCAAGCAGGCGGUGGUGUACACGCUGCACGGGCACCAGGACACCGUCACAAGUCUGCGGGUGUCGCCCGACAGCCAGUCGCUGCUGUCGUUUUCCAUGGACGCGACGGCGCGCACAUGGGACAUUCGGCCGUUUGCGCCGACGGAGCGGCAUAUACGGACGCUUGACGGCGCGCAGCCGGGGGUGGACAAAAAUCUGACGCACGCCAGCUGGGACCCGCAGGGCAAGCGGAUUGCCGCCGGGUCGGGCGACGGGACAGUGGUGGUGUGGUCGAGCGACAAUGGCAAGCUGCUGUAUAAGCUGCCGGGCCACAAGGGCAGUGUCAACGCGGCGGAGUUUUCGCCUUCGGACGAGCCGAUCACUCUAGUUCUCUCUGCGUCGUCUGACCGGACGCUGAUGCUCGGCGAGCUGAAAUAA
Sporothrix brasiliensis 5110 is the source of this 1050-nucleotide messenger RNA. RefSeq names its product Prp8 binding protein. The transcript is spliced from 2 exons. Gene Ontology annotation, cellular component: catalytic step 2 spliceosome. NCBI's taxonomy places the organism in Eukaryota, Fungi, Ascomycota, Sordariomycetes, Ophiostomatales, Ophiostomataceae. The record is from RefSeq and is a predicted model, not a curated record. Gene Ontology annotation, molecular function: protein binding; RNA binding. The coding region runs from base 1 to 1050 and encodes 349 amino acids.